CGGACAUGAAGAAAAUACCAAAGGGUGCACCAAUGCCUAAAAAGGGAGCCUGCGGGGUCGGCAAUCACUAGUCGGAUUGUUUGUGCUUUAUCCGUCCAAUGAGUGACUCCUUGAAUUUCUCUUCUCAUUUUAGCCCCGAGUCCAGGUCCCGCUUGAGGCACUCGCCCCCUCCAAAGGUCUCCACAACGAGGGGCAGCUGUUGAUCGUUCAGUCAAAAGAAGGAGGAAUCUGCAUACCUUGAGAUGAUUUACAGACGAAGUAUAUGCGGCUGUGGACCUCUGAAUACGAAGAGCCGAAGUUAUCAUUGAUUUGCAUCCUCAAACCAUCGGGAUUGAUGGCCUCGGGCAUGAAGCGGCACACCCGCAUUAGCGUGUUCGCAAAAGGUUACAUCUUUUAGUGUCAGCCCACUUGGCGGGUGAUAGCUGCAGUUGAAUUUUUACUUGAUUCAUCCCUGCAAGCGCGUCGGUAAAGCAUCUACGGUGGAUCGAAUCUUUUUUCCUUUGUCUGCCCCUCAACACAUUAACCUAGUCCCAUUGACACCAUGGCCGUCACCGACGACAAGGAACCCUGGGCAGAGGGGGCGGAAAAAAAUAGGGGGCAACGUUUGCUCCCCCAUGUCAUUGACUAUUAUGCGCAUCACCAACCAGAUCGGGUAUUUGCAUCGAUCUUUAAGUCCGGAGAUCAGGAAAAUGGCUUUGAAGAUAUCACAGCGGAGACAAUGGCCACGGCCGUCAACUACAUGGCCUGGUGGCUGACCAAAAACCUAAAGACGCGCAACAAGCGACGGACUCUAGCGUACAUUGGUCCGAGCGACUUGCGUUAUACGGUCAUCUUUUUGGCCGCGAUAAAAUGUCGGUGGAGGACCUUUUUCAUCAGCCCGCGAAAUCCCAUCACAUUAAAUCUCGGUCUUUUGCAGCAGUCCGAUGUAUCUGCGCUUCUAUAUGCAGAAACCUUAAAAGCACCCGCCAGGUCUUUGCAAAAGUUCGACCCUUCCAUAUCUUGCAAGCAAGUGCCUUCCAUGAACGAGAUAUUGAAGUUCGAGUCGCCUGCAUACCCAUUUGAUGUCUCUUGGUCAGAGAUCAAAGAUGAGAAUUGUCUGAUCUUACAUUCCUCUGGAUCGACGGGCCAACCAAAGCUGGUCAACUACUCUCAUGCUGCAUUCUCAUGUACAGAUAACGACUCAAAGAUACCAGUACCGCCGGGAAGACGCGCUCAAAAUAGCGCCCAGUUCAUGUUUGACUCGCCUGGUCGUUACUACUCAUCUUUUCCAAUCUUCCACAUUGCUGGUAUCCAAGCAUACAUCCUCAUCCCAUCAUUCUACCCAACUUCUACUUUGGUGAUCGGCCCUCCGCAUAUUGCACCAAGCGGUUCAUUGGUAGAUAAGAUUAUACGAGAACAAAAGGUCCGAGCCCUUUGGUUGCCCCCACAAGUCAUUGAGCAAUGGAUUUCGAACCCGGCAGCUAUGAAGCAAGCAGAAAGUCUCGACUUUCUGGCGUACGGUGGAGGAAUUAUGUCCAAGGCAGCCGGUGACAAGCUCAACAAAGCGACCGACGUGUGCCAAAUCUAUGGUUGUCUCGAGGCGGGUCAAGUUCAGAUGCUGGUCCCUCAACAAGGAGACUGGCAAUAUGUGGAAUUCAAUCCAGCCGAGGAAUGCGACAUGCAAGAAGUGGAUGAAGGUGUCUACGAAUUGGUGUUCCACAAUGAUGAGAAGUUCCUAGGGCGUCGAACCCUCUCUCACACAUUCCCAGACGUGCAAACAUGGCGGUCUGGGGAUCUUUUCGUUCCUCACCCGACAAAACCUGGUCUCUGGAGCUUCUACUCUCGCAUAGAUGACAUCAUUGUGCUUGCAAAUAACCAAAGAGUUUGGCCUAUCCCAAUGGAAGCCAUCAUCUCUGGAGACCCUCUUAUCACUGGAGCUGUUGUGGUUGGAAAUGGCCGUCCCGAAGUCCUUCUACUUGUUGAACCAAGGUCUUCGCCCGAGAUAGACCGCAUGAGCAAGAAGGAGUUCAUUGACGCUAUCUGGCCAAUGAUCGCGCAAGCGAACGGCAUUGCGCCCGCCCAUGGCAAAAUUCGGAGGUCCCGAAUCGCACUCAGCCAGCCAAAUCUGGGAUUCAUCCGGGCGCCCAGGGGAACAAUCGCACGCAAACCCACAGAAUCAUUGUACUCUGAAUAUAUCACUGCAGCAUUUGUUGACGGCACCACAGAUGAGCAAGGUGAAAUUGGGAUUUUAGAAAAUCACUGGAGGGACGAAGCCAAGAGGUUCAUUGGAUCCGUUGUUCAUGACAUUCGCCCCGACAGCAAGAUCAGAGAAACGGACGAUUUCUUCGUCUUGGGAGCCAUGGACUCUUUGUCAGUAUUAGAGCUAGGCCAAAAGCUCAAACUCGGUCUUUCCGGUCGCAUGGAUAAGGAAAAGAAUACAAUUGACUUCUGGAUGCGAACGAUCUUCGAGAAUCCAACAAUCGACGGACUUGCAACCGCCACACUUGACGCAGCCUUCGGAAAGGGUAAAGGCAGUCAAUCUCAACAAAGGCUUAGCGUUGAUGGACUCGUGGGAGAUCUGGUAGCCCAGCUCCCUGAAGCUAUAGCAACCACUCCACCCCCACCAUUCGCCACAGACGACAUCAAAGUGGUGCUACUAGGAUGUCAAGGGCGCCUUGGUCCAUAUCUUGUGAAAAGCUUACUCGAUGAUGACCGAGUAGCCGGAAUCAAAUGCCUGGACCGCGGGCCCGAUGUACGAGACACAUUUCAGAUGCGCGUGGACGAGCUAGGUCUCAAUAUCGAUGCCAAGGAUUCGCGCUUACAAUUUGUCCCCAUCGAUCUCUCUCAGCCAGACUUGGGCAUACCAGAAGACCACGUGGAGGAAAUUUGCACGCAUGCCGAUGUUAUUAUCCACAGCAUCUGGACAGUCAACUACGCUUUGUCGUUAGCGUCGUUCACACCAGAAAUUCUAAAGAGCGUGUACGCCACCAUCGACAUUGCGAAUCGCGCUAAGUCCCGCCCCCGGGUGGUCUUCACAUCAAGCAUCGGCAGCGUGCACAGGUGGGCGAAAGCAAUUUCUCCUAUUGUACCCGUGCCAGAGGAAGUGAUAAAUAGCACAGCAGCAGCAAUGGCAACAGGCUACGGACAAUCAAAGCAGGUAGCGGAAAGAUUCCUUGCCGCAGCAGGAACCAAGCUCCAGAUUCCAAUCUCAAUUUUACGCAUCGGGCAGAUCGCCGGUCCUACAAAAAUUGAGGAAGGAGGCAAGUGGGAGAGUCAUGACUGGAUACACUCGUUAGCUAUCCUCUCCAAGGCUAGUGGCCUGGUACCCAUCAACCCGGCUCUUAUCAACUGGGUUCCAGUUGAUCAGAUGGCGAACGUGAUACAAGAAAUUGCGCUCCGGGAGAAGCACGAUGAUCACGCAACAGGUACUCCUAACGUGCAACUGUAUAACAUCGUGCAUCCACGACCGAUUCCAACAUCCAAGUUCUCGGAGGCACUGCAAAAGUGUAUUUCCUCUCCGCGGUUAGUCACUUAUUCCGAAUGGGUCGAGCAUCUGUCUGGUCUUCCUCCGAACAGACUGUCGAGGGAGGCGGAGGAGCAGAGAGCUCGUGUUUUGCCAUUCUUUCGGACUAUUGUGGAUGAGGGGUUUGCUCGCUUCGAUAUCCAAAAAUCUCUGGCAGUCAGUCCUACUAUGUCUAAGAUGGAGCCUAUUGAACAGGAUUCGAUUGUGCGAUGGUGCCGUCAGUGGACUGAGAAUGAAGAUAUUUAG
Messenger RNA from Penicillium pulvis, 3748 nucleotides. RefSeq lists its product as uncharacterized. Lineage: Eukaryota; Fungi; Ascomycota; Eurotiomycetes; Eurotiales; Aspergillaceae. The coding region runs from base 542 to 3748 and encodes 1068 amino acids. The transcript has 4 exons. The record is from RefSeq and is a predicted model, not a curated record.